This is a messenger RNA of Gymnogyps californianus (California condor), 1175 nucleotides long. RefSeq names its product pancreas associated transcription factor 1a (gene PTF1A). The record is from RefSeq and is a predicted model, not a curated record. Lineage: Eukaryota; Metazoa; Chordata; Aves; Accipitriformes; Cathartidae. Gene Ontology annotation, molecular function: DNA-binding transcription factor activity, RNA polymerase II-specific; RNA polymerase II transcription regulatory region sequence-specific DNA binding; protein dimerization activity. Gene Ontology annotation, biological process: developmental process; regulation of transcription by RNA polymerase II.
CGUCCCGUCCCGUCCCCGCCGGGGCCGGGGCUGGGCGCAGCAUGGAGACGGUGCUGCUGGAGCACUUCCCCGGGGGGCUGGACUCCUUCUCCUCGCCCCCCUACUUCGACGAGGAGGACUUCUUCCCCGAGCCGCCCCCGCGGGACGCGCUGGCCGCCGACGGGCUGCUGGAGCCGGACGUGGACUUCCUCAGCCGGCAGCUGCAGGAGUACUACCGCGACGGCGGCGACCCCGAGGGCGGCUACCGCUGCCCGGCGCCGGCCGCCACCUUCCCGCCGUCGCCCGCCUCGCCCGGCUUCGCCUACGAGUGCUGCGGGGCGGCGGGCGCGGCGCUGCUGUCCCCCGGGGGCCUCCAGGCGCUGGGCUCGGCCAAGCGGCGGCGGCGGGUGCGCUCCGAGGCGGAGCUGCAGCAGCUCCGGCAGGCCGCCAACGUGCGGGAGCGGCGGCGGAUGCAGUCCAUCAACGACGCCUUCGAGGGGCUGCGCUCGCACAUCCCCACCCUGCCCUACGAGAAGCGGCUCUCCAAGGUGGACACGCUGCGCCUGGCCAUCGGCUACAUCAACUUCCUCAGCGAGCUGGUGCAGUCCGACCUGCCGCUGCGCAGCGCCAGCAGCGAGAGCCCCAGCCAGCCCAAGAAAAUCAUCAUCUGCCACCGCGGCACAAGAUCUCCCUCCCCGAGCGACCCCGACUACGGACUCCCCCCUCUGGCCGGUCACUCGCUGUCGUGGACUGAUGAAAAGCAACUCAAGGAACAAAACAUCAUCCGGACAGCCAAAGUGUGGACCCCCGAGGACCCGCGGAAGGUGAACAACAAACCCUCCCUCAACGACAUCGAGAAUGAGCCCCCCUUCGACUUCGUGGUGUGAGGCGCCGCGCGGGUGGCCCCCGCCCCCGCCCUGUACAUGCUGUAUGUAGAGACCUAUAUUGUAAAUGUAAUUUAAGAUUCAGACUCUAAGGGCAAUCAACUUUAUUUAUCUAUUUAUUACGGAGUAGUGAUAAUGAGGUAGAAUCGUCUGUUUUGAAUAUAUAAUUUAUAUAAUUUAUCCUGAUUUUUUAAAGAUAUGCAAUAGGUUUAUCCCACCAGCACCUUUUUUUGGGGAAAAAAAUAAUAAUGCCAGAACCUGUGAAAAUAAUUUAUUGCCGCACGUGGACUCUUCCUGUGUCUGUUAAUAAUA